UACGGCGUGGCGGUGUAGUGUUUACGAUUCGAUUUAAAAUAAAAUAAAAAAGUUCGAUAUGCGGCUGUUAAAAACAGUCAUGUGUGCGUGUCCUUGUGGUGCGUUUGUGUUGUUUUUAACAAUUUACGUGCAAUUUAGUGCAGUGAAUUCAUUUAAUCUCGAAGUGAGGAUUCCUCUCAUUAAAACUGGAAGUAAAGGCACUUAUUUUGGAUAUUCAGUUGCAGAACACAAAAGCACGGAACGUGGAAACGUUAUACCAUGGAUAUUAGUUGGUGCACCUCUAGGAAAGAACAAGCAACCCAAUACGACCAGAUCAGGAGCAUUGUAUAAAUGCCCCUUGACCACACUAAGUUACGAUUGCGAACAAGUUAUUACUGAUGGAAGACGAUUGGCAAAUGGACUCUAUAGCAAAUCAAUCAACGAUGACACAUUAUAUCCACCUGGAAACGACGAAUUAAAAGAAGAUCAAUGGCUCGGGGUUAGUGUCAGCUCCUCUAGCAAUGACACCAAAGGUGGCCACAUUGUAGUGUGUGCCCACAGGUAUGCUUUGAGGCCAAAUCCAGAUUCAAUAUGGGGCCAAGGUCUCUGUUAUACCCUAAUGCAGGAUUUUCAACCAGACGAAAUUUGGGAACCUUGCAGAGGAAAAAGUGUUAGAGGGAUACUAGUUGGUGCACCUCUAGGAAAGAACAAGCAACCCAAUACGACCAGAUCAGGAGCAUUGUAUAAAUGCCCCUUGACCACACUAAGUUACGAUUGCGAACAAGUUAUUACUGAUGGAAGACGAUUGGCAAAUGGACUCUAUAGCAAAUCAAUCAACGAUGACACAUUAUAUCCACCUGGAAACGACGAAUUAAAAGAAGAUCAAUGGCUCGGGGUUAGUGUCAGCUCCUCUAGCAAUGACACCAAAGGUGGCCACAUUGUAGUGUGUGCCCACAGGUAUGCUUUGAGGCCAAAUCCGGAUUCAAUAUGGGGCCAAGGACUCUGUUAUACCCUAAUGCAGGAUUUUCAACCAGACGAAAUUUGGGAACCUUGCAGAGGAAAAAGUGUUAGAGGAGAGCACGAAGAAUACGGUUUUUGCCAAGCUGGAACGAGCAGUGUUCUCAUUGGAGACUCGUUAAUGAUCGGCGCACCUGGACCAUAUACAUGGACUGGCACAAUGUUUGUGAUGUCCACUGAGGAGGAUUUUCUAAGCAGAGAUCAUGAAAAAUAUUAUGGUCCACUUGUUACUGAUCGACCUGUUCCUAAAUACAGCUAUCUCGGAAUGUCAGUCGCAGGCGGCAAAUUUAUCAGCAAUAAUGAAAUCUCAUAUGCAGCUGGUGCUCCUCGAGCAGAAGGCACUGGUCAAGUAGUCAUUUUUAAGAAAACUAAAAAUGUCAAUCCAAUGGAAGUGAUUUAUGUCAUUCCUGGCGAACAGUUUGGUUCCAGUUUUGGUUACGAAAUUGCCAGAGCUGAUAUCAAUGGAGACGGAUGGGACGACAUGAUUGUAGGCGCGCCUUUCUAUUUCUCAAAAGAAAAGGGAGGGGCUGUUUAUGUAUUUAUAAACAACAAGGGACGUUUUCUUGAAAAUUACUCAUCCCGCCUGUUAGGUCCAAAGUAUGACAGCAGGUUCGGUUUCGCUUUAGCAGCAGUUGGAGAUUUGAAUAAGGAUGGUUGUGAAGACAUAGCAGUAGGUGCUCCUUAUGAAGGAAGUGGCGCAGUUUACAUUUUCUUUGGUUCUAGGCAAGGGAUACAAGAAAAACCUUCUCAGGUAAUACAUGCUGGAGUUGGUCCAAUGAAAUAUAUGUUAACUUUUGGAUACUCUUUAUCUGGUGGAUUAGAUAUGGAUAAUAAUGGAUAUCCUGACUUAGUAGUUGGUGCAUAUGCAUCAGACGCUAUUGCUUUGAUCAGGUCUAGGCCGAUCAUUGAUAUAUUCACAGAAUUGCGAUCACACCAUGAGACAAAAAACGUCGACACUAGCAAAACUGGUUGCAGAGCUGAUCCCAAUUCGAAUUAUACAUGUUUUUCUUUUGAGACAUGUGCUAAAAUAAAAAGACAAACUCAGGACGUAAAAUUGUUAUAUCAUUUAGUGGCUGAGACAUUUCAACCCACUCACAAAUUUUCAAGAGUUUGGUUUAAUAACCCCAACGACGUCAUUAGGCCCAGUGAAGUUUCAAGCGUUGUAAGUCUUAUUAAUGGUCAUCAUUGUGCCAAACAUGUACUGUAUCUUAAGGAGAACACAAGAGAUAUUCUGCAACCAAUAAAGUUCAAACUGAAUUAUACAUUGCAACAAAAUGAUCCACCAAUACCGAGGCGAGGGUCACCGUUACCAUCGAUCGAUUUAUAUCCUGUCCUGAAUCAAACUCAUGCUGAGUUGAUAUUUGAAGCUACAUUCCAAAAGGACUGUGGAGAAGAUUUAGAAUGCACUAGCGAUUUAUUCUUGACUUCGGUUUCCAAUUUAAAGAAUAAUGAAUUAGUAAUGGGCGAAAACACAGAUCUCACUGUUCAUAUAACAGUGGAGAACAAAGCUGAACCAGCCUAUGAACCUUGGUUGUACGUAGUACACCCAAUCGGAUUGGAUUUUGUGUCCAGCAAAGUGAAGCAACAAGCCCAAGUUGAUUGUAACGUUUAUAAUUCCACGGUAGUCGCUUGUGAACUCGCUAAUCCAUUUAAAUUUGGCAGUUCCGUUAAUAUCGCCAUGCGUUUUGAUCCCAAAAAUAUUUCGGCUGAUAUUAAUAGCAUGGACUUCUUCAUUUUUGCCAAUUCUACAUCAAGAGAAUUACAAAAAAGGCCAUGGAAUGUAUUAGAAAUUCGAAUUAUUAGAAAAGCAAACAUUUCUUUAAGAGGAACUGCAAAACCUGAACAAGUAUACUAUGGUGGAAUUCCAAGAGGGGAGGCUGUGAUGAAAUUCAGAGAAGACGUAGGCAGCCCAGUCAUACAUGCUUUUGAAGUCUAUAACGAAGGACCAUGGAUGUCCAAUGAUUUAAUUAUUGAAAUUUUAUGGCCGCAUCAAGUUGCCAAUAACAAAGAGAAAGGGAAAUGGUUGCUUUAUGUGGUCGACGUGCCGACAUUUGAUAGCCCAGAAAAAGGUGAAUGUGAAAUUGAUUCAAGCAUUAUAAAUCCUUUACAUUUAGAACAACGUUUUGGCGCACCUGAAGCUUUGAUGGAGCAGCUGCUCGAUCCUAGAAACUAUUCUAGUAAUAAUUGGUUGAAUUUCAAUGAUAAUGUUAGAAUAAAAAGAAGAAUUUGGAAGCGAGAUACGGAAAUGAUCGUGAGACCAGAAGCUAUUAUAGAUAGUGAGGGAAGAAAAACAGAGAUAGUCACUAUGAGUUGCCAGAAUACCAGAGGUGCAAAAUGUAUAAAAUUUGUUUGUCGAUUACGACCUUUGCAAGCACGUAAGCAAGCUGUAAUCAGAAUAAGUGCUCGCUUAUGGAAUGCUACCUUGGUCGAAGACUAUGCACAGAAGAGCCAAGUCAAUAUAAUAUCAGUGGCUAAAGUAUAUUCAGCGGAGUCAACUCAGAGCUAUGUUGCUACGGCUACAACGAAAGCAUAUCCUGAUUUGUUGGAACAAAUUGAUAGUUUCGUUGACUUAUGGAUAAUUAUUGUUUCUGUGAUAAUUGGUUUAUUACUGCUUAUCGGAUUAAUAAUUUUACUAUGGCGGUGUGGAUUUUUCAAAAGAAGCAGACCAGACCCUACAUUAUCUGGAAAUAUUGAAAAACAGCAUAGAGAGGAUAGUCCGUUUUUGGCAGACAAUAAAUAA
Molecule: messenger RNA, 3736 nt
Organism: Ctenocephalides felis (cat flea)
Lineage: Eukaryota; Metazoa; Arthropoda; Insecta; Siphonaptera; Pulicidae
Gene: mew
Product: integrin alpha-PS1
Exons: 16
Coding region: 59-3736 (1225 amino acids)
Biological process (GO): integrin-mediated signaling pathway; cell-matrix adhesion; cell-cell adhesion
Cellular component (GO): integrin complex; external side of plasma membrane
Molecular function (GO): integrin binding
Source: RefSeq, a predicted model, not a curated record